Messenger RNA from Eriocheir sinensis (Chinese mitten crab), 11784 nucleotides. Its product is annotated as histone deacetylase 11-like. Lineage: Eukaryota; Metazoa; Arthropoda; Malacostraca; Decapoda; Varunidae. Gene Ontology annotation, molecular function: histone deacetylase activity. The record is from RefSeq and is a predicted model, not a curated record. The coding region runs from base 95 to 1228 and encodes 377 amino acids. The transcript is spliced from 11 exons.
ACAUGCUCAGCUGUGCGUGUGGCGGCGAGGGCGUGGCCUACACACCUGCCUCCUGCACACCUGACACACGGACAGGGAGGGCAUGGGGUGCUAAAUGAUAAUCGAGCCCCGGGACCAGCCAGCCGUCACGCCCACGCCCACGCCCGCCGCCUGCCACCUCGCCGCGUGUCUGUCCAGCCCCGAGUUCACAAUGGCUUCUGUGAGUCCAGAAGAAACUGUUGAAAAUGAUGCCAUGCCCAAGGAGAUGGCUGCGGAGAGCAAGCUUUACGUUGACGUGGGAGAUGACAGUGCCUCCAUAAUAUACAGAGAUGAGUAUAACAUCCACUUGCUGGGAAUGGAAAAGCUUCAUCCCUUUGAUGCCUGCAAAUGGGGCAAUGUAGUGAAGCAUUUAAAGAAGAAGCAGUGGGCCAAGGAACUGAAGGUGGUCAGCCCAAAUGAAGCCGCAGAGAGUGACCUGAGGCUGGUCCACUCGGCUUCCUAUUUACGGAGUCUCAAGUGGAGCAUCAAUGUGGCCAAGAUAACAGAGGUGCCACCCGCUGCUCUUGUACCCAACAUAUUCCUGCAAAAGAGAGUGUUGAGACCAUUCAGGUACCAGACGGGAGGCAGUGUGCUGGCGGGGAAGCUGGCCAUGGAGCGGGGCUGGGCCAUCAACAUCGGGGGCGGCUUCCACCACUGCUGGGGGAACAAGGGAGGCGGCUUCUGUGCCUACGCCGACAUCACCCUCGCCAUCCACUUCAUCUUCAACCACUACCCCUCGGUGGAGCGCAUCAUGAUCAUAGACCUCGACGCCCACCAGGGAAAUGGCCAUGAGAGAGACUUCAUGGGCAGGAAGGAUGUCUACAUCCUUGACAUCUACAACAAGUACAUUUACCCCAAUGACACGUACGCCAAGAAGGCCAUUCGCCGCAGGGUGGAGCUCUUCGCCUACACCCAGGAUGAAGAGUACCUGGAGAAGGUGAACACCCAUGUUGAGGGAGCCCUUAACGAGUUCAAUCCCCAAGUGGUGAUCUACAACGCGGGGACGGACAUCAUGGAGGGUGACAGCCUCGGCCUUCUCUCAGUCACAAAGCAGGGCAUCAUUCAGAGGGACGAGAUAGUGUUCCAGAAGGUCACCCAGCGGCAGGUUCCCAUCGUCAUGCUCACCAGCGGCGGCUACCAGCGCUCCACCGCCGCUGUUAUCGCCGACUCCAUAUGGAACCUCAGCAAGAAGUCACUCAUUAGUAUGUGAUUCCUGUAGUGUGGCCUUCAGUGUUUUGUGAGUGUGUGGUUCUGUGUGUGUAAAUGUGUGUGUGGGUGCGUGCAUGCUUGUGUGUGUGUGUGGGUGCGUGCGUAUGUUCAUGUGUGUAUGUGUGAAAGAGAGAGAGUGUGAGACGCACCAGAUCAGAUAAUUUUAUGCUUUUCUGGGAUUGUUUUGACUACUUAUGUAAUAUCAAAGUUUUUAAGCUUGUUUUACAUUUGCAUAACUUAAUGUUUAUUGGUUAAUGUUUAGGUUAAUUUUGAUAAUAUCUUCAACUGAGAGCUUUAAUAUCGUCCAACCCCACCAUAGGGAAUAAAUGGACGUUAAACGAUGAUGAUGAUGAUGAUGAUGAUGAGAGCUUUAAUAUGUACCGAGUGAGCCACGGAAAGUCUCACUUCCUGGCUAUAGAAUACAGAAUUUCAUUAUAUGUAAAAGGAAUCUGAUACUCAUUUUAGAGAAAUACUUGUUCUCUUAACUAACAAACUAAACUUCUACUAGUGCUUGUAUACAUUAGUUUGUUAAGUUUGUAUAUGUUUUAUCUUUUUUUUCAGGAAGGAUUAAAAACAUGUAUGAUAGAAUGCUUUGUUAGUGGAUAAAAAAGCUUUAUUAGGCGAUAUGACUUUGGGGUAUUGUCAAAACUGUGAUUGUUUUAUAUUUCUCGUUUUGCUUUUGUUUCGUUUGUUCAUUUGGCCCAACAGCCUGGUAACAGGUCUCCUCUUGGGAAGAACAGGAGACCAUAAAUGAAACAUGGCAUCUUAGCCCCAGAUAGUUAAGUAAAUAAGUAGAUAGAUAGACAAAUAUAUAAUACUGAAUCUCAAACUUAUAUUUACACAAGAAUCUCACACAACUACUUAAUGUUGAGAUGCUUGUUCUCUUAACUGAAGUUCAUAACUGAAGAGUAUAUGAAGUUAAUUAUAAUUCCCUCCUGCUCCCUCCCACCUAGUCUGAUUGGUGAAAAUUAGGUGAGGGAAAGGGUUAAACUUGGUAUUCAUUCAUGUCUGAUCCUUGUCUGUAUCUGCGGCGGUAUGGGUGUCCAUGGCAGAGUUUUAACAUUCAUCAAAUAUUGUUUUUAGGCUCUUACUAAACAUUUGAGGCAGGCUGAUAUUAACCCAGUAGCAGCGACGGGCCAAAUUUGUGCCAUGAUGUAAACCCAAAAAAAUAGAUGAUACAUAAUCUGAUCAGAAAUGGUUUGAUAUAUAUUAUGAAAUGGUUUGUGUGAGGGGUGAUUUUUUCUCAUUUUUCUCGCUUGGAGGGACCAUUAAGAAACACGAUCCCUGCUGCUACCGGGUUAAAAGGAAGAAAAGUAUUACAAUUACUGUCAUAGCCAUAGACACAGUAGGAUCAAUAGGAGCUGUUCAGCCACUUCCCAUGUGUUCCAUCUUUCGUGGACAUGGAUAUGGAUGCAGACACAGACACUGAUCAUGGACAAGAGAGGCGCUUGGAAUAGAAAGGACAAAUUAUCCACAAAAAGGCAACAGGAUUUUAGGUCCCACCAUAACCCCACUAAUUUCUUCUAUGUCAAGAGGUGUUGGGUUCAUCUCUUUCUUAGUGGAAAGAGGAGGUAAAGAAGGCAAGGUUUUUUGGCUUUCCCAACUCUGAUGUGAGGUAGCACGCAACGUUGCCAGAUUGUCGUACUCAGCCUCUUAUAUUUACCGACUUCCGAGCCAAAAACUGUCUCAUGGACCCCGAUAAGGAGAUUCACUUAUAAUUAUCAUUAAAAUCGUUAAUUCCUGAUGUUUCUUGGCAAUAGUUAGGCGUCAGAAACCGGUAAAUACUAUGCUCUGAGUACGAUAAUCUGGCAACAGUGGUACCACAUUUAGAAAUGGAGUUUUCUCAAUACUUACCUUUGACGAGUUCACCCUUUCUAUUCUCAACCUCUCCAAUGGAUGCCCGGCCUUAGCCAUCAAACUACUGUAAGGACACUGUAGAAAUAGGUAACUGGGUUUUGUGUAUAGCAUGUAGCACACCUCAGCAUGCCUGAUUUUGUACCUGAGCUAUAUUAGUCUUUGGGAUGUUUCCACAGCAUCAGAUAUGGGCUCUUUCCUACCUUAAUAGUUGUUAUCUGCAAGCCUUAUUAGUUUCUUAAGAUAUUCUCAACAAGAGGUUUGGGAAUGUGCUCCUGUAUAAAACAAAAAGGCUGUUUAUUAUGAUUGUUUAUGUUGUUAUAGUUUUUAUUAAGAAUUCCAUUAUUAGUUUGACAUUUUAUUUGCGAGUUGUAUAGAUUUUUAUUUUAUCUACUUUUCUUUACUCUCCUCUCCUCUCCUCCCCCCCUUUUUCUCCUCUCCUUUCCUACCCCCUUCUCUCCUCUUCUUUCCUCUCCUCUCCCCGUUCGAUUCCCGGACAGCUUUUCCAAUACCCUACGCCCCUGUCCACCCAGCAGUGAAUGGGUACCAGGUAUUAAUCGGGGGUUGUGUCCCAUCUCCUCGGAUCUGUUCCCUUCUCCUAUGAUUCCUUGCCCUUCUAUCUCUCCGGCAUAUGACCACAGAUGUUGCGCCAACUAAACAAAACUUUCCAACUACUUUUCUCCUCUCCCCUCCUCUCCUUUCCUGUCCUCUCUUCUCCUUCCUCCCUUCUCUCUUUCUAUAAAAUAACAGCUUGAAAAAGAAGGCAGCUUAUUGGGAUAAAUGGUCUGUAGGUUUAUAUUUUGUUUACUCAGUGUGUUCACUACGCUCCCUUCAUGUCCUCUGUGUUGUUGUCAUUAUUCAACAUCAUGAUUAAGCCAUUUAGAACCACAAGGCAGCAAGCACCUUUUUUUUAUUUAAUUGAGGAAUCUACUGCAAAGGUUUGGUUCAUAUAUACAUCUUAAAAAUUAUUGUUAUGUCAUGCAGUUUUAGAGCCCCUAGAUCACAUCACCACAAGACAGAGAACCCUUGAUAGAACCUGUCGCUGGUAGAUCUCCAUUCUGGCUGUGGUGGCGUUUACAGCCUCAUGAUUCCGUUGGGGUUAGUAACUCUACACAGAUACCUGGCCUUCCCUCACAGAGCCAUAUCUUUUUUUAGACACUUUCACAAAGCAUAAAAUCACAAGGAAUGGACGUAUGUAAUUAAGUCUAAGAAGAAAACACGAAGCCAAGAGGAAGGAGUGUUAUAUGAUGUUUUUAUGGAUAUUUUGGCCUCAUGUCCAUAGCUUUGGUUGCAGGAUUAGGGUCUCUUCAUCAAAAUGUGUGCACCAUUCCAUUUAGGGCUCAUGUCAGGUUAAAUAACUUGCUCCGGGAAACUGACGUGAGGUAUAUGUAUAACUGAGGUGAGGUCUGUCUUUGCCCCAUAUUUUUCCUUAUUUUCUUCCUGUCUCAGUCUCCUCCUUAUCUUCUUUUUCUUCCCCUUAAGCAUGUUCGUAGCUAACAAGAAUGAACUACACAUUGUCAAGGUGAAGCAUCUUGACCAGUUUACAUUUUGACGGUACAGGUAGCUCUUGUUUCACACGAGAGUUGCAUUCCUGAAGAGGUAGCAUAGAGUUAAUUUUGUGGAUUCUAAAAAAAUGUCCAUAAGAAGACAUUUUGAUCUGUGUUUGUUUAGGCAAGACAUGUGGAGUAAAACGUUAAUUUAAUUCUUUACUUUCUUCUUUGUCUUGAAAGCUUUUUAUCCGUGUUACGUAUAGGGUCACUGUUUUGAGGUUGUGGCUUGGGGGUUAACAUCAUGCGGCAAUACUGGGCUUUAAACUGAGUCACCCAGGCUCUUAACUUGAUGCUCUAAGCCACUAAAUCACAUUACGUUCUUAAAAAAUAUUCAUAACUUAUAUCUAGUGUAAAAUGAGGGGUACCUGCACUUCACAUUCUUAUCCCAGCUCAGUUUUUCUGUAUUUUUUCUUACAUGAAUACUUAGUGGAACAGCGCCCACAAAUUUACUGUCACACCCUAAUAUGUUAAUAAGGUAGCGAACACUAGAGAGGAAGUGAAGUAUUUCUGUUCCUGAGAAGCUUAUUCUUUUAAGAGAGUUUUGUGGACACUAGAAACAGUACAUUGUGUUUACUGUGUGUUGUCAGGUCAGAGUUGAUCCCCAAUUUCAUAUUUUUAAUGGAGGAACACAUUUUAACCCCCAGGAAAGUAUAAGUAGUAAUAGUAGUUGUAGCUGCAGUAGUAGUAGUAAUAGCAGUAUAUUGGUAAUAGGAGUAGUAGUAGUAGUAGUAGUAGUAGUAGAAGCAAUAGUAGUAGUAGCAAUAGCAAGAAUGGCACUUCAAAAAAAAAAAAUAAUAAUAAUACCCAGGCCACUAAUGGACUAGGGCUGACCAACAGACCCCAUCAGGAAACCCUACUGGCAUUUUGGGGUGAAAAAAAAGUAGUAGUAGUAGUAGUAGUAGUGGUAGGAGGAGGAAGAGGACCCCCCCGAAAAUUAGUAUUCAUGCGAGACUCAACUUCACAAAUUUGGUCUUAAAAUAUUUGUGGUCCGCUGAUCAACCUAAAAAAUAGAUGGACCCAUAUGUUGUUUUUGGAGACUACUAAACAAAGAUUUGGAGUGUGUUUGGGCAGCGUUAACUUCAUUCUCUCUGGCCCUGGAAGCGGCUAACUAAUGCUCAUAACCAAAGUUGCCAAGUUAUCGUACUUUGAACAUUGCAUUUAUCAGUUUUAGGUCUCAAAAAAACACACACACAAAAAAAGUUCCCUCAUAAAUAACGAUAGUCUUAAAAAGUUAUCGUUUAAAGCGUUAAAUAUUGAUGGUUUUCUUUCUUUUUGCAAUAGUUAAAUAGAUAGUUUUUUUUUUUACCUGUCUCCUUUGUUGUAAAAAAAAAAAAUGCAAAGCGAUGAGUAUGUUAAUUUGGCAACACCGCUCAUAACUUUGCCUCACAACUGUACAAAACUAGCUAAGGGUAGAGUAGAAUAUAUAUAGCUGGUUGUGGUGCUCUUAGGCUCUGUAGCUCUCGAUCUUGUAGGAUUUCAAACUGCAUUCAUAUGAUUUCUAAAAGACUUGCAUAUGAAGUGUGUGAUAUCUUCUAUAAUUUGUAUAUUUUUAUUCUUAAAUCAAAGUGAAAUAGCAUCAGGCUGUUUUAAGUGAGAUUUCCUUAUAGUACAAUUAAAUCUGUAAUCUUAGCAUUGUUGAGAAUAUUUUUACAUUAAUUUUUAAAAGGUAUACCAGAGUGAUUUAUGUAAAUAUCUGAUAACAGAGUCUAUACAUAUAUUUUAAAUGACAUUACUUUGACCUAAGUUGUGAUUGAAUGAAAUCCUACUCUGAUUCUUCCAGUCUCGUAAACUAUUACCUUUAAGCAAGCUAGUGCAGACCAUACUUUGCAGUGUUGUUGGCAGGAAGUACAAGGCUGCCGCAGAGGCUUGUGGAGGAUGAUAGGGUGUCUAGGAGGGGGGUGUUGGAAGCAAGUAUAAGCAGGUUUUGGUUGUGGUCUCAGAGAUGGCAAGAGGAUGAUAGGGUGUCUAGGAGGGGUGUGUUGGAUGCAAAUGUAAGCAGGAGUAAGGUUAUGGUCUGAGAGAUGGCAAGAGGAUGAUAGGGUGUCUAGGAGGGGUGUGUUGGAAGCAUAUGUAAGCAGGAGUAAGGUUAUGGUCUGAGAGAUGGCAAGAGGAUGAUAGGGUGUCUAGGAGGGGUGUGUUGGAUGCAAAUGCAGGCAGGAGUAAGGUUAUGGUCUGAGAGAUGGCAAGAGGAUGAUAGGGUGUCUAGGAGGGGUGUGUUGGAUGCAAAUGUAAGCAGGAGUAAGGUUAUGGUCUGAGAGAUGGCAAGAGGAUGAUAGGGUGUCUAGGAGGGGUGUGUUGGAAGCAUAUGUAAGCAGGAGUAAGGUUAUGGUCUGAGAGAUGGCAAGAGGAUGAUAGAGUGUCCAGGACGGGAGUGUUGGAAGCAUAUGUAAGCAGGAGUAAGGUUAUGGUCUGAGAGAUGGCAAGAGGAUGAUAGAGUGUCUCGGAGGGGUGUGUUGGAAGCAUAUGUAAGCAGGAGUAAGGUUAUGGUCUGAGAGAUGGCAAGAGGAUGAUAGGGUGUCUAGGAGGGGUGUGUUGGAAGCAAGCAUAAGCAGGUGUAAGGUUAUGGUCUCAGAGAUGGCAAGAGAGUAGGUCAUUGAAUUGGCUAAGCUAUAAAAAUUUAGUGCAGAAAGCAUGACAGUGUAAGAUAUGGUUUGGGGAAGAGAAGAUGGAGUAAGGUAUGGAAUUUAAGUACUUUGGGAUGGUUUAGAAUGUCUUUUAAGGAGGUAUGAGAUGUAAUAGGGGAGUUAUGAAAGUAAGAACUGUGAGCAUGUGGGUAAAGAAGGGUUAAGAAAUAGCGUUAUCCUUCUAACUCUGUCAUAUGUAUCAGAGACAUGGAUGUGGAAUGUAGCACAGCAGUCACAAUUAUGUCCUACGGAAAUGAGGUAUUGUACAGAAGAGGUGCAUUUGAUUUGAUGGAGAAAGUAAUGAAGAUGUGUAUGGGAAUAAUAGCAUGCGUAUAGCAACAAAGGGAUGAGAUUGUGGAGUGGUUGGAUAGAUGAACCAUGAUGCUUUUAGUUUGAACAUGUGAUAAAAAUGAAUGAGGAUGCCUUUGUGAAGAGAGUGAAUGUAGGCAGGAUUGAGGGGGGAAGGAAACAGGGGAAGACCACCAGCGAAAUGGAUGCAUAGAGUAAACUAGUAUUGGAGCGAGUGAGCUGGCAGGUGAGGAGUUGAAUGUUCUGAGAGGGAGUGUUGAAGCAGGGAAAGUUAGAGAUGCUUCUGCCUUGGCCACCCUUAAGAAACAUUUUCACGAGGGGACAGGGCUCGCAGAUAUAGACACAUAGAGGUUAGGGAGUUAGGAAGUUACAAAGGUCAUUAGUAUUGGAAAGUAUCUUUAAAACUGGCUUUAAAAUCAAGAAGGUAGCUGCUCAUGUUGUGUACUUAGGAUGUAGUGCUAUUCACAUUCAAGCUGUAUAAAUGUUAAUUUAGCAGUAUGUGUUUGAGAUGCACAUUCACGAAAGAGAGAAUCCUCUCGUCUUUCAAAGCAGGUUCCCUCUUGGUGAACUGUGAGGGGACACACUGCUGUUGUUUGUGAGUGUACAGCUUUAUCAUUCCUCCAAGGUGGUCAAGCAAUGCAUAUCCUUGUAUAUCAUCAGAACACAGAAGUGCACUACGAGUUGCAUUAUAGUUUCAUGAGCUUAUUUACUCAUAUACAAUUAGAUUAACAUGGAGCUUUUGUUGGUAAUUUUUGCAGUCUGUGCAUAAUUCUUAAUCUACUUGUAGUGUAGCUGACUUGCCUGAUGGGCGAGCCUCCCAUAACUCACUCUGCGAGUGGGGUACCUCUUUGGCUGACUGGUUAAGGAGUGGCUUUCCCAUCUUGCUGGUUCCUUGUCUGGAUUAAAUUCUUGUGUGUUUCGUUACGUGCGGUGGUCAUGUGGAGGUCUAGCAAAAGAGGAAAUUCAGGGCAUUUCAUACUCAUUAUUUUAAAGUAAUAACACAUAAUUAGUAACACUUGGAAGAACUCUGCUGGGGUGAAUUUUUCAAUUCAGUAACUUAUGUAGUAAAAUAAAGCAUACUGAAUCACAUCAGUACCAUACACCCACACACCCACACACUCAUGUACACACUCACAGACACACACAUGCACACAACAAUGAGCUCGCUCUGCAUAUACAUAGUGCCUAAAUAACCUCAGUUCAUAGAUACCAGAUAGUAUAAUGAAAAAUCAAAGAGGUCUGAUUCAGCAUUAAUCUCUUCAAGUUAUGUAUGUUACAGCUCUAGAUAAAGCAGUUUAAUUCACUAUUGGAUGAUGAAGCUGUUGAAUUCUUUACAUUCCCUAAGUGCAUAUAGACAUACAGGCUAGUUGUAUGUUCCUAUGGCCAGUAUCUGUGAAAAUUACAGAAGCUACAAAACAUCAAAUAUUCCACAGAAACAAGUUUUUUUUAUAGUGGUAAUUUAUUAGGUCUCAUGCAGGGGUCCCCCUAAGGUGCACUCUAAAUACUCCUUGGGUGUCUUCAGGUGGAAAAUAGGCAUCAGAUAGGGAGACAAAACACAUUGUUGACAAACAGUUAAAACACUAAGGAUAAUUUUAAAAGUAAUAACAUUUAACUGAUUCUUGUACUGAAAAUUUCAGGCUCCUCUUAUGAAGAGGAAGUACUAAACAAUUCUUUGAUAGCUAUUCCAAAUUCAUCAUUCUCUCCACAUUAUGUACAUUUAAACUUAGUCCAUUGUGUACACACGGUAGCAAUUCAGUCAUCCGGUUUUAUCUUCACCCAGCAGCUCUGUUCCCCUGCUGAAUAAAAAGUUAAGUGAAUGGGAAAUUUGAUCAAAGUCCAGACAACUGAAAACCAUCCUUAUCAUGUACUUUGGUACACAAAGAUUUCAUAAGGAGACCGUGAAGGUAUCUCCUAAACAGCAGACUGAAGAUCCUGAUUUUAAGUGAUUCAGACAACAUUAGUCUGCUGGAGACUGGCACGUGGCCAAGGAACAACAGUCUGGUGAAAUGCCGGUCUGCUGACUUUUUAGAAGGGUUGAGCUACUCGUAAGAUAGAUCAUGUGGGUUGAUUGAGUUGCUGCUAUAUUCUUAGUUAUAGUUAAAAAUCAAAAGUUUACAUGAAAACUGUUGAAUUGGGUUCUAGGUAUAUGAUGUGUGUAGUGGGUAUUUAUGUACCUGUAAAGUUACAUUUGCACUGUGCACUAGGCCUUAGUCACCAUCCUGACACCUAGAUGUUAAGUUAUAUAUAUACACACACACACACACACACACACACACACGCACACUACAGUUAACUAUAUAUAAUUACGACAUUCAGCCCCAGAAUGAAGUAACGCUGGACAUUACAUUUUUCUCAGCAGUAACAGAAGAUGAUAUUAAAGAGACACUGAAAAAUAUUAAAAAAAGGAGGAAAGCUCUCAGAAAAGAUAUCAUUAGGGGAGAUCUUAUAAAGGACGCAGAGAAAUGCUUUUGGUAAUAUAUGAAAACUUUUCAGUCUUGAAAGAGGAAAAUUCUAAGUCUAUAGAAAUAGUCCUAAUCAUUAUAUAUAUAAAAGGAAGAAAUUGUUGUCCUAUCAGUGUAAUAAGUUAUCUACAAACUAUUCACAAAAAUAAUCCCAAGCUGGAUCUCGGACACAUUUUAUCCUAACUAGUCCAGGGCACAAGCCGGCUCUCAAAGUGUGUCCUCAACCAUGAGUCACAAAGGAGUGCAGAAGGCCUCUUUGUUUGGCAUUCAUUGAGAAGUGUUUGCUGUGGCUGUAAUGCACAAGAGUUGCUUAGUGUUAAUCAUUCACAAAGUUCCCUGAAAUGACAGAUCAACUGGAAUAUGUUUGCUGUGUUUGCUGUGGCUGUAAUGCACAAGAGUUGCUUAGUGUUAAUCAUUCACAAAGUUCCCUGAAAUGACAGAUCAACUGGAAUAUAAAUUACUGGAAUCAUCAACUCGUACGUUCAAUAAUCCUGAGUAUGUAUUCAUGUCAGGAGUUGGUUAUUGCCUCCUCCACGACCUGCACAUGGGUAGAAAAGUUCAUUAUCAGUCCAGGGGAAUAAGCAUAUUGCCGAGUUUCAGUCUUACAGACCCUCACCUGCUUGUGUGAAACUCUGCCUCAGUAAUAAGUAAUCCUGAAUGAGCAUUUAAAGUUCAAGGUGAAAUUCUUUAUUCCCCUGCAGGAGUAACGGAUUGGACUCUGUAGAGGAAGCAGGCAAGCAGCUAUAAGUUAUCUGAUAUUCAUCUAUAAUCUGUCGCCACACUGUUAUUCAAGGCUUAUUCAGCAAUUUCUCAAAGUCAGACAUAAAAGGACUCUGCACCAGCCAUGGUUGUCCUUUUAUUAAUAUUUACAUCAACUGCAGUAUAGAAUUUCCAUCACAUAGCUAUUUAAUAAACUUUUAAGGGAUAGUAACACUAGAAAAUCUUUAUGGUACACAUCAUUAACUUCCACUUGGCACCAAUUGACUUGUCUUCAUAUCUGUGUAAUGUUAUGUCCAUCUUUAGGACUUGGAUUUUCCCUUGGACCUUCAUUAUUAGGGAGGUUAUUCAGAUGUUCUGGAGAUGCUUCUCAAUUCGAAGCUUGAAACAAAUUGUGUUCAAGUCAAUGUUUAUGUGAUUGUGCUUCAUGGAAGUUUGUACUCUCUACAGAAACCAUGUUCAUGUGACACUGUCCCAAUGUAUUCACCACUCUGUAAAGUUUGUCUUGUUGAUUGUAUUAGAUUCUAUUAUGUAUCACAGAUUGCAAAAUAGGAAAGUCAGUUGCUGAAGCAAGAGGUCCCAAAAUAACUACCAUGCACAUUCACAUUCUUGUUGAUAAGAGCAAGUGUUAUGGGCUGAAGAAUUAACCUGAAACUCUUGGAGGAGGUCAUCACUUGGUCUUGCCAGUGGUCUGUAAGGCACACACUUGGCAUCAGAACCAUCUUUAGAAGUUGCAGUUAGUGGCAAAAGUCUGGUGUGAAUAAGUAAACUUCCUCUUGUGCCAAAUAUAUAUUCACUUUGUAGAAGAGAAUGAUUAGGUCACUAGGUAUUACUGUACUUCAGAAUGGUGUAAGGCACUUAGCUCUCAUCCACAACUAGAUUCAAAAUAAAACUUAGGUGCCUUUUUUCCUAGAACACCUUACUAUGAUAGAAUUCCAAAAAUCAAAUCACAUUAAGUAGAUGACUUAUGCGAAGCGGUCAUGUAUAGCUCAUGCAGGAAAGUUUUAUAAAAAGAUUAACUAAUAAAAGUCUUUAUUACUU